Molecule: messenger RNA, 3179 nt
Organism: Paramecium pentaurelia
Lineage: Eukaryota; Ciliophora; Oligohymenophorea; Peniculida; Parameciidae
Source: the annotation of a GenBank genome assembly
AUGGAAAAAAUAUAAGAAUUAGUGAAUAGCCAAAAAUUUCAGGAAGCAAUAGAAGAAUUGACUGAUUUAUUAGAGAGUGAAUUACCAAGCCCUAAGCUUGAAACUUUAGAGGUGCUAAAUCGCAUUUUAAGUCUAAGCACUAAGAGACAGGAUUUGUAAAUAGCAAUUUUAAGGCUGGCAAAAUUUGAGAAUACAGAAAGAUAUUGCGAUUUGAUACUGAAUUUGGCAAGACUAUAUAUUGAUUUAGGAUAAUUGAGUACUGCAAAAUAAGAGUUAGAAAAGUUAAGUAGCAUUAAUAAUAAAUAUAUUAAAUGCAUACUUUAAGGAUUUGAUAGAAUGUUUAAUUAAAGAGGAGAAGAUAUAUAAAAAGAGGAUUAAUGGGAAUAAUUUUAGCUAUUGGAAAAAGAAGAAAAGGAGUUAGAUUAUUUCUCAUAAGAUGGUUUAUGCAGUUAUCUGAUACCAGCAGGUUGGUUUUAGAAAUGGAGAUUAUAUGUGAAAAAUGAAGAUCCGAUAAUGCUUGACGAUCCAAUUAUGAGUUUAAAUGUUACAAAAUUAAGAUAGUUACUUAAUCUUAAUGAAGAUUGUAUUAAUGAAGAAACUGAUGUUAUACCAGGUCCAAUUGAUAGUUCAAGAUUACUUUAAAUAAAAUGGAAUUUACUACCUGAUCCAACUUAAUAAAAAUAAUAUUUGAAUUAUGUGUUAAGAAAUGACUUAAGAGAAGGAGUUGAUUUUGUCCAUGUAAGUGGAAAAGUAUUGAAAUUCUUUGAAAAAAUUUAUGGUGCAUUUGUUGUGAAAAGACUAAUUGUAAAAUAAGAGGAGUAAGAAAGAAUAAUAGUAGAUGUAAUCAUUAUGAAUAAUUUUUAAGUUAAUUCCAAGAGUUGUUGAAAUCAUAAUUCUGGAGAAUUAAUUAGAAGAAUCAUCUUUAUAAGUUAAUGGAUUUGAAUAAGUAUAAGAAUUAACAAGAAAAGUAAGAGUUAUUAAAGGUAUUGGUAAUGAAAUAAGAUGGUGGAAAUUUAAGGAUUUAUAAAGCUAAUUAGAUUGGAUGUCUAUGAUAUAGAAAGGAACAUUCAUUAAAAGUAUCAAAGGAAAAGAAUUAGACAUAAAAUUUAAAAUUGAUGAUUUAAAUUUAACUACUUAAGAUAUCCUCAUAUGUGAAAUUAAAUAAGGAAAAAGUUGGUAAUUAACUGCUGAAACAAAUGCUGUACAAUAAAAAGAAUAAAAUGUAUCAUAACUCUAUGCAAAAUUUGGCAUUAGUAAUGUUCCUAAAGCCUUGCCUGAUAGUAGAAGAGGAAUGACAGGUUUAUAGAAUUUAGGAAACACUUGUUUUAUGAAUGCCGCUCUCCAAUGUCUCAGUAAUACUUAUGAAUUCACAGAAUAUAUGGUAUAUAAUCAUUUUGCAUAACAUUUGAAUCCAAAUAAUGUAUUAGGACCCAAAGGAUUUUUAGCAGCAUCUUAUGCUGAAUUAAUGAAAUCUAUGUGGUUUGCAAAUUAUUCUAGUGUUUCAGCUAUUGAUUUAAAAAAAGUAAUAGGAAAAUUUGCUCCUCAAUUCUAUGGAUAUGGUUAAUAAGACUCUCAUGAAUUCUUAUCAUAUCUUUUAGAUGGAUUGCAUGAAGAUUUAAAUAGAGUACUUAAUAAGCCAAUAGUUACAGAUAUUGAAAUUACUAAUGAAAGUGAUUAAUAGGCUUCUGAAAAAUUUUGGAUUAAUUAUACAUUAAGAAAUCAAAGUAGAAUAUAAGAACUUAUGGUUGGAUAAUACAAAUCAACUUUAGUUUGUCCAAUUUGUAGUAGAAUAUCAAAGACAUUUGAUCCAUUUAUGAGUUUAUCAUUACCCAUACCUAGUUUUUCAUCCUUUCCAUUUUCUUUAUAUUUUAUAUAUGACGAUAGUGAAAAUUUACCUGCAAAAAUUAGUUUAUAAUUAAGUACUGAUAUGACAGGAUUAGAUAUAUUAAAAUAAUUAGAAAAUCUUUUAAAUGUCAGUCACAAAAGAAUGAAUAUGAUACUCAUAAAAGAUCAUCAAAUUUAAGAAAGAGUCUCUUAUGAUAAAGAAGCUAAAUGGAUAAAUGAACAUAAUGGAAUAUUGUUUGUUGAAGAAGUUGAAUCAAAUAUAUAAAAUUUGAAAUAGAAUUAAAUAAAUGUUGAUUUUUAUUAUGUAGCUAGAGCAUAGAAAACUAAUGAAAGCGAUAAAAUAUUAUCAUUUCCUAGAUAAGUUGUAAUAGAUAGAAAUUUGACUUCAUAAUAACUUUAUGGAUUAAUCUACAAUAAAUUUAGAAUUCAUUUAACUUUAGCAGUUAAGGAAUUAACUUCUAAAGAAUUUCCAUUAAAAGAUGAAUUUUUAACAUUGCCAAGACCAAAAAGUUUAGAGGAAUCAAUAUAAGAAUUUUUAAUUUUAGUAUAAAAUUAAUUAUAACCAUUUACUCUAAGAUUAAAAGAUCAAUUAAAUGAAAAAUUAAAAAAAGAAAUCUAAUUUAAUGUAUUAUAUAAAAUUAUUUUAGGAUAAUAUAAUACUUGAUAUUAAAGGUUCUAAUCUUUCUAUUGAAGUUAUUAUUUCAGAUUAUUUAGGAAAAAAUGCUUAAAUUUUAAAAUUACAAAGAUGCAAAGAACUAACAACAAAUGAUACAAAAUCUUAAAUAAGAAAGGGAGAAUAUGAUUUGGAUGAUUGUUUAAGAGCAUUUACAAAAGAAGAAAUAUUAGGUAAAGGAGAUGAAUGGUAUUGUAAUAAAUGUAAGAAACAUGUUCAAGCAUCCAAAAAAAUGGAAAUAUAUAAAGUUCCUUAAGUAAAUUUAUUAUAUGUAUUAUUUUAUAGAUAUUAAUAAUUCAUCUUAAAAGAUUUAAAACAAAUAGAAUAUCUAAUUUAGGUAAUUUUUACUUUAGUAAUGGAACAUAGAAAAUUACUUCAAUGGUAUAAUUUCCACAUGAACUUAAUUUAAAUAAUUUUGUAUUAUCCAAAUAAGCUGGAGAUAAUUAAAAUUAUAUAUAUGAUCUUUAUGGAGUAGAUAAUCAUUAUGGUGGUAUAGGAGGAGGACAUUAUACAGCAUAUGCUUUUAAUAGUGUACUUAAUAAAUGGAUAGAUUAUAACGAUUCAAAUGCUAGAACAACAAGUAGUAAUGUUGUAAGUGAGGCAGCUUACUUAUUAUUUUACAGAAGAAGAGAUUCUGAAAAAUGUUAAAUGUUCAAAUGAU